CUGGGCGUUUAGCGGCGUGUGGAAGCGGAAGGAGAGAGCGCUCGGUGCCGUGGCCGGAGAAUAAGCUCCUUUCAUGGUUGGAAGUGUGAGCGGGCGUCGCUCCGGUUGAAGCCGUUUCGCCAUGAGAAGAGUCACCCUGUUCGUUAACGGGACGUCCUCAAACGGAAAGGUGGUGGCCGUGUACGGAUCUCUGGAGGACCUGCUGUGCGUGGCCAGCUCCAAGCUGGGGAUCAGAGCCUCCAGCGUUUACAACGGGAACGGCGGCCUCAUAGACGACAUAGCGCUGAUCAGAGACGAUGACGUGCUCUACGUUUCGGAGGGAGAUGCGUUUGAAGAUCCUCAGGAGGACCCCAGAGGCCCUGAAAACGAUCAGACUCACACUGAUUGGCUGACACUCAACGUCGGUGGACGCUGCUUCACCACCACACGGAGCACGCUGGUCAGUAAAGAGCCGGAGAGCAUGCUGGCCCACAUGUUCAGAGAGAAAGACGUGUGGGCGAACAAGCGGGACUCUCAGGGGGCGUACCUGAUCGACCGCAGUCCCGACUACUUCGAACCCAUCCUGAACUACCUGAGGCACGGGCAGCUCAUCAUCAACGAAGGCAUCAACCCUCUGGGUGUGCUGGAAGAAGCUCGCUUUUUUGGCAUUGAGCAGCUCGCCGAGCAGCUGGAGACCCUCAUAAAGUCCUCUCAGCCUCCUGACGAUCACUCCCCUCUGACCCGCAAAGAGUUCAUCCGGUUCCUGCUGGCCACGACCACGAAGUCCGAGCUGCGCUGUCAGGGUCUGAACUUCACCGGUGCCGAUCUGUCUCGUCUGGAUCUGCGUUACAUCAACUUUAAGAUGGCCAACCUGAGAGGAACCAACAUGACCCACGCUAACCUGAGCGGGGCCAACCUGGAGAGGGCCGACCUGUCCGUGGCCUGCCUCGAUGGGGCCAACCUGCAGGGUGUGAAGAUGCUGUGCACCAACGCUGAAGGAGCGUCACUGCGAAGCUGCAACUUUGAGGAUCCUGCAGGAAUCAAAGCCAACCUGGAGGGUGAAGCAGCCAAUCAAGAACAUUCUUCAGAUAAACAUGCAGAUACUGUGGUCAAUAUGGUUUUACUCGUGUGUGUGUGUGUGUGUGUGUGUGUGUGUGUGUGGAGUACAGGAGCCAACCUGAAGGGCGUGGACAUGGAGGGAAGUCAGAUGACGGGCAUCAACCUGAGGGUGGCCACGCUGAAGAACGCCAAACUGAAGAACUGUAACCUGAGGGGAGCAACUCUGGCUGGGACUGACCUGGAGAACUGUGACCUGUCUGGCUGCGACCUUCAGGAAGCGAACCUAAGGGGCUCCAACGUGAAGGGGGCCAUCUUUGAGGAGAUGCUGACUCCUCUGCACAUGUCUCAGAGUGUGCGGUGAACCCGUCUACCAUUAUGACCUGCACUCACAGUGCCACACCAACCAGUGAAUGCCAAACACGUUUAUUAUUACUUUACUGUCAGCCCAAAGGUCAGCCACAGCAUUAAAACCACCUCCGAUCCAUCUGGGGCACCUCCCCAGGUCGGUGGGUCCUCUGGGCUUUGUUUUGGCCUUCAUAGAUCCAGGUCGGGCUCUUUGCUGAGUUCUUGGAGCUGCUGCUGAGCAGCUUCUGAUGUCGUGGGAGACCACUGCCACUGGGGAGUGCUAUGAUGGGUGGGUGGGUGGUUCUUGCCAGAGGAACAUCCACCUGAAUACAGUUAGAUCAUAGCGAGCUGAUCAGUGUUGGUCAGUGGUUGUAACGUUGUGGCUGCUCAGUGUAACGCCAUCUUUUUUCACUGUUUUUCAAACAUGUCUGCAUCUCUUUGGGGGGGCAAUGAUGGUGCCUUUGAUGCUUCUGAAUGUAUUUUUUUUUAAUUUUAACAGGUUUGUGGUAUUCAUGAGCCUUCAGACUGUUCUGAGAUGUUUUAUAUUUGCUUCUAAUAUAUUUUAAAGGGGACUUUUUCUGCUCGUUUCCAGCUCAGCAUUUAUGUUCAUGAAGUCUGCCCAACCAGCUUUGCAUGAUUCACAGUUCAGAAUAAUCCUUCUUUAUCUCGUACUGGGCUUUGGCGCGGCUCCUCGGUUCAUCCUCUGUCUGUGGCAUCCCUCAAGGAUCUAUUCUUGGUCCUCCUGUUUUCAUCAUAUCAGCUUCCUGUUGGGAUUUAUAUUUGGAAAGUAUGGCACUCUUUUUCAUUGUUAUGCAGGUGAUACCCUGUUUGACUGUUACAAACCAAAAACUGCCGACAGUCACUUUUAUUUUGUGUAGAAGGACAUAAAAACCAUAUCAGGGCUGUCAAACACAGGCCGUCGUGGAUGAAACAUUAAAUUUCUCUGUUUUACAGCAGGUUUUCACAGUAGAAAGAGAAGACGCUCGGCCUUCUGUGAACUCAUUAGCAUGUUUUUGUAGCGUUACAGAUGUACUUCGUUAGCCUGAGGAGCCGUGCUCGCGUGUUUUAUGUGCUACAGCAACACUUCUCUGGCUUCAGGCCGGCUCGGAGCGGGAGCUCUGAGGCAGGGUGUUUUACUUUAAAAUCUCAGGCCUUUUAUCAUCUGGAUGGUUUUUAAAUGUGAAUGUUUUUAGGAUGAACCUAAUAUUUUUUAUAGGCUGUUAGUUUUAGUGGUCUGGCUCAGGUAGGAUCAUGGUGAACUGUACAUGGCCCACAGACUGAAAUGAGUUUGACCCCUGCUGGAGGUCAUGUGAGCAGAUGGUCCAGGUGGAAAAAGCUUUGUGGGGUUUCUGAAGGACCAGAGAGACUGUAAGGCUGUCAGCAAAUUAGUGGCAGUGGCGCAGUGGGUAGGCACUCGCCUUGCAGCCGAGUUGCUGGUUCGAGCCCCUGUCCCUGCGCUGCGUUGUGUCCUUGGGCAAGACACUUAAACCACAUUGCCUAACAGUA
This is a messenger RNA of Archocentrus centrarchus (flier cichlid), 2889 nucleotides long. Its product is annotated as BTB/POZ domain-containing protein KCTD9-like. NCBI's taxonomy places the organism in Eukaryota, Metazoa, Chordata, Actinopteri, Cichliformes, Cichlidae. Gene Ontology annotation, biological process: protein homooligomerization. Gene Ontology annotation, molecular function: protein binding. The transcript is spliced from 11 exons. The record is from RefSeq and is a predicted model, not a curated record. The coding region runs from base 122 to 1399 and encodes 425 amino acids.